UCAUUUCCUUCUUCCCCUUCCUUCCUUCCCUCCCUCCCAUCAUCAUCAUCAUUCAUCUUCUACAAAGUUAGAAAUCCACCUUCUCUAAUUUGUACAUACAUUUCCCUCUCCUCAAUUCCCCCCCUUUACUUUUCUUUACUUUACUUUACCAUCGCUGGGGUCUCCUCCUCCUCCUCCUCUAAUCAUACCUUAACUCUUUCUUUAUAGUCGACGACGAAAAACCCACUUCACCAAUUUCUUCACUUUCCACACUACUGUCUUCUCUCUGGUGGGUAAAUUGAGAGAUCUCGGGAGUUUCCUUUUUGAAAGGACAAUUGAACGUGGAAAUUGCAAGUUCUUGUAAUUGCCCAGAUUCAAGGAAAUAUUACAGACAAUGGCUAGCUCUGCUAAAGCCUUAGAACCUGCAUUUCAAGGGGCGGGUCAGAAAGUAGGAACUGAGAUCUGGAGAAUUGAGAACUUUCUGCCAGUUUCUCUGCAAAAAUCUGAUUAUGGAAAAUUCUAUUCAGGCGAUUCAUAUGUUGUCUUGCAGACAACAACUGGUAAGGGAGGUGCUUAUUUGUAUGACAUACAUUUCUGGCUUGGCAAAGACACAAGUCAGGAUGAAGCUGGAACUGCAGCCAUCAAAACCAUUGAACUUGAUGCCAUUCUCGGUGGACGUGCAGUACAGCAUAGAGAACUUCAAGGUCAUGAGUCUGAAAAAUUCUUGUCUUACUUCAAGCCAUGCAUUAUGCCUCUAGAAGGUGGAAUUGCAUCUGGUUUUAAAAAGCCCGACGAGGAAGAGUUUGAAAUACGUUUAUAUGUCUGUAAAGGAAAACGCAAUGUCAGAUUGAAACAAGUCCCCUUUUCUCGUUCAUCGCUGAACCAUGACGACGUGUUCAUCUUGGACACCGAAAACAAGAUUUUUCAGUUCAAUGGUGCAAACUCCAAUAUCCAGGAACGGGCAAAGGCAUUAGAAGUGAUUCAAUUUUUGAAGGAAAAGUAUCAUGAGGGGAAGUGUGAUGUUGCAAUAGUAGAUGAUGGCAAGCUACAAACCGAGUCAGAUACUGGUGAAUUUUGGGUCACCUUUGGUGGAUUUGCUCCAAUUAGCAAGAAGGUUGCUAGUGAAGAUGAUGUUAUUCCUGAGAAGACUGCUGCAAAACUUUAUAGCAUCACUGAUGGUCAGGUUAGGCCAAUGGAUGUCGAACUUUCCAAAUCUGUAUUGGAGAAUGAUAAAUGCUAUCUGUUGGAUUGUGGCGCUGAUGUAUUUGUUUGGUUUGGUCGGAUAACACAAGUAGAGGAUAGAAAAACUGCCAGCCAGGCAGCUGAGGAAUUUAUUAGUAACCAAAAUAGGCCGAAAUCCACCAGGAUAACCCGCCUUAUCCAAGGGUAUGAGACACAUUCAUUCAAGUCAAACUUUGAUUCCUGGCCAUCUGGCUCUACACCUGCUGCUUCUGCUGAAGAGGGUAGAGGAAAAGUGGCAGCUUUGCUGAAACAACAAGGUGGUGGAGUCAAGGGAAUGUCAAAAGGUGGUGCCCCUGUAAAUGAAGAGGUCCCACCUUUGCUUCAACAUGAUGGGAAAAUUGAGGUGUGGCGAAUUGACGGAAAUGCCAAGAUUCGUGUGCCUAAGGAGGAUAUUGGUAAAUUUUACAGUGGAGAUUGCUACAUUGUUCUUUACUCCUACAACUCAGGUGACAAGAGGGAAGACUACUAUUUGUGCAAUUGGUUUGGAAAAGAGAGCAUUGAGGAGGAUCAAAAAACGGCUGUUCGUCUGGCUACCACUCUGUACAAUUCACUAAAAGGGCGACCUGUCCAGGGACGGGUAUUCCAAGGGAAAGAGCCACCACAAUUUGUUGCCAUCUUUCAGCCAAUGGUGAUUCUUAAGGGUGGGUUGAGCUCUGGGUAUAAAAACUACGUUGCUGACAAAGGUUUGAAUGAUGAAACUUACAAUGCAGAGUCUGUUGCACUUAUCAAGAUAUCAGGAACUUCAAUCCACAAGAGCAAAGUUGUUCAAGUUGACACGGUGGCAACAUCAUUGAACUCGUAUGAAUGUUUCCUUCUUCAAUCGGGUUCUUCAUUGUUCACUUGGCAUGGAAAUCAAAGCACAUUUGAACAGCAGCAACUUGCUGCAAAAAUUGCUGAAUUUUUAAAGCCAGGAGUAGCAACGAAACAUGCUAAAGAAGGAACUGAAAACUCUGCUUUUUGGUUUGCUCUUGGAGGGAAACAAAACUACACUAGUAAAAGUGUAGUCAAUGAGAUCGUCAGGGACCCACACUUGUUCACAUUCUCAUUCAAUAAAGCAGGGAAGUUUGAGAUUGAAGAGGUUUAUAACUUUUCUCAAGAUGAUCUGUUGACUGAGGAUAUUUUAAUACUCGAUACACAUGCUGAAGUUUUUAUUUGGGUCGGUCAAUCUGUUGGAUCCAAAGAGAAGCAAAAUGCAUUUGAAAUUGGUCAGACAUACAUAGAUUUAGCUGCAGCUCUGGACGGUUUAUCUCCUAUGGUGCCUCUAUUUAAAGUUACAGAAGGGAAUGAACCAUGCUUCUUCACCUCAUAUUUCUCAUGGGAUGCUGCUAAAGCUACCGCUGCUGGAAACUCAUUCCAAAAGAAGGCUAUGCUGCUAUUUGGAGCAGGCCAUCACCAUGUGGAGGAAAAAUCCAACGGUUCUAAUCAAGGUGGAGGUGGAGCGACUCAAAGAGCCUCGGCUUUAGCUGCCCUAUCUUCUGCAUUUAAUCCAUCUUCUGGCUCUCGAGCUCCUCCUCCUCCCCCUCCAAGGUCAUCUGGCACAAGUCGAGGGUCGCAAAGAGCAGCAGCAGUAGCUGCAUUAUCACAAGUCCUUACUGCAGAGAAAAAUCGAUCUCGAGAAUCUUCUCCUGCUAGGCCUACUCGCAAUCCACCUGCAGAGGCUAGUCCAAGUCCAAGUCCUAGUCCUAGUCCUAACCCUAGCCCUCCUGCUGCGACAAAGAGUGAAAACAAAAUUUUAGAAGCCGAGGAUGCUAAAGAAACUUCCGAAUCAACAGAAGAGGUGGGCGAGUCUAAUGGCAUUGAUUCAAAACCUUGUGUAGUUGAUCCAGAUGAGAAUAGUGAAACUACAUUUAGCUAUGAACGACUCAAGGCUCAUUCCGAUAACCCUGUUACUGGUAUUGAUUUCAAAAGGAGAGAGGCUUACCUUUUGGAUGAUGAGUUUCAAGCAGUGCUAGGCAUGACAAAGAAUGCCUUCUCUAAAUUACCCAAAUGGAAGCAAGACAUGUUAAAGAAGAAAGCCGAUCUCUUCUAAGUAAUGGUGGGUAACAAAAUGUCAGCUUUUCCGGUUGUGAUUUUAUUUGUCUUUCGUUUUCUGCUGGUCUGCCCAUAAGUUGCUGCUCGAUGCCCUUGUUUAUAGUUUUAGACAUUUAUAGGGGCUUUACAGCAGAGAGAGUCUUGGUUUUCAAAUUCUUUGAUUCCAUCAAGUUUGUUAUUGUAUUUGAUCUUGUCACAAGGGAGAAGAAGGGUGUAUAUUCAUCAAUGUGUUAUUAUUGAUUGUAUGUAUGUAUGUAUAUGUAUCUUCUAUCUAUUGGGUACUCUUUUGCCUAUUCUUCUAACA
Impatiens glandulifera is the source of this 3556-nucleotide messenger RNA. Its product is annotated as villin-2-like. Gene Ontology annotation, biological process: actin filament severing; cytoskeleton organization. The coding region runs from base 374 to 3250 and encodes 958 amino acids. Lineage: Eukaryota; Viridiplantae; Streptophyta; Magnoliopsida; Ericales; Balsaminaceae. The transcript is spliced from 23 exons. The record is from RefSeq and is a predicted model, not a curated record. Gene Ontology annotation, molecular function: actin filament binding.